AUGCCCAAUCCCAAAAACAGUAAAGGCGGCCGCAAAAACAAGCGCGCCAACAGCAGCGGGGACGAGCAGGAAAAUGGAGCCGGGGCCCUGGCAGUGGCGGGCGCGGCGGGCGCGGCGGCCGGGGGGGCCCUGGCGGCGGCGGCCGGCUGCGGAGCAGCGGCGGCGGGCGCACCCGGCACCGGGGGCGCGGCGGGCGCGGGAGGCGCGGGGCCGGGCGCCGCCAACGCCGCGGCCGCCGCGGGGGCUGCAGCCGCGGGCGACGCCAAGAACGAAGCCCCUUGUGCAACGCCGCUGAUCUGCAGCUUCGGGAGGCCGGUGGACCUGGAGAAAGACGACUACCAGAAGGUGGUGUGCAACAACGAGCACUGCCCGCACAGCACCUGGAUGCACCUGCAGUGCUUCUACGAGUGGGAGAGCAGCAUCCUGGCCCAGUUCAACUGCAUCGGCCGGGCCCGGAGCUGGAACGAGAAGCAGUGCCGCCAGAACAUGUGGACCAAGAAGGGCUACGACCUGGCCUUCCGCUUCUGCUCCUGCCGCUGCGGCCAGGGCCACCUGAAGAAGGACACGGACUGGUACCAGGUGAAGCGGAUGCAGGAUGAGAAGAAGAAGAAGUCGGGGUCGGAGAAGAACACUGGGAGGCCCCCCGGCGAGGCGGUGGAGGAGGCCAAGAAGUGCCGGCCGCCCUCCAAGCCCCAGAAAGGCCUGAGCCACGACCUGCCGCGCCGGCACUCCAUGGACCGGCAGAACUCGCAGGAGAAGGGCGGUGCCGGGGCCGGCGCGGCAGUCUACGCGGCGCGCUCGCCCUGCGGCUCCCCGGGCCAGUCCCCGCCCACCGGCUACUCCAUCCUCUCCCCCGCCCACUUCAGCGGCCCCCGCUCCUCCAGGUACCUCGGGGAGUUCCUUAAGAACGCCAUCCACCUGGAGCCUCACAAAAAGGCCCUGGCCGCGGGCCACGUGUUCCGAAACGCCCACUUUGACUACAGUCCGGCGGGGUUGUCGGGUCAUAGAGGGGGCCACUUCGAUGCGCCGGUGCAGUUCCUCCGGCGCCUGGACCUGUCCGAGCUCCUGACUCACAUCCCCCGGCACAAGCUGAACACUUUCCACGUGCGGAUGGAGGACGAUGCCCAGAUGGGCCAGGGCGAGGACCUGCGCAAGUUCAUCCUGGCAGCCCUGAGCGCCAGCCACAGGAACGUGGUGAACUGCGCCCUGUGCCACCGGGCGCUCCCGGUGUUCGAGCAGUUCCCGCUGGUGGACGGAACUCUGUUCUUAAGCCCCUCGAGACACGAUGAGAUCGAAUACGAUGUUCCCUGUCACCUUCAAGGGAGGCUCAUGCACCUGUACGCGGUGUGUGUGGACUGCCUGGAAGGUGUUCACAAGAUCAUCUGCAUCAAGUGUAAGUCGCGGUGGGACGGCAGCUGGCACCAGCUGGGCACCAUGUACACCUACGACAUCCUGGCCGCCUCUCCGUGCUGUCAGGCCCGCCUGAACUGUAAGCACUGCGGGAAGCCGGUGAUCGACGUGCGGAUCGGCAUGCAGUACUUCUCCGAGUACAGCAACGUCCAGCAGUGUCCACACUGUGGCAACCUGGACUACCAUUUCGUGAAGCCAUUUUCCUCCUUCAAAGUUCUUGAAGCUUAUUGAUGAAAGCUUUGCUUUAGUAAUAGCUAUUUUAUUGAUAUUACUUUGUUACAUAUCUUUUCUAGGGAAGCCUUCUGUGACAUUCAUUUCUUUUCUAAUUGAAAGGAGAGUUCCUUUGUGUACGUGUGCCACUUAAAGGGGUCCUGCCCCUUGCCCUCUCUUGACCCCCAUGUGUUAGUCUGUGGUCAUGACCAGCACCCAGCCAGGUACUCCUGUGAGCUUGGGGGAAUGGUUCGCUAUCACUAAGAGUCUCUCAGGCAGCUUUUAGGGUGGUGGGGAGGAUGGGGUGAAUUUAGGAAAGGGAUUACAUGGUCAUAAACUGAGAGCAUGGAAGGAGUUGGGGAGAAACUCUUACUAAGAUGUUAACUGCCUACAGAUCCACUUUUAAGUCUUCUCUGGGCCUUGGGCAAAACAUGUGACAAGUGAAUGUAACCUGUGCCUGGAGAGCUGAUGGUGUGUUUGUCCACUUUGGUUUGGCAUUCUGCAGCACACACUGACCUGCAGCUUCCCCUCACUGGCAGAUCACUGGGAAGUGGACGUGAGCCCUGAUUCUGUCCCUGUUGUAUUCUAGCAGCCAGUUUUCAUACUGAAAAUAAUAUCCAAAUUAUAAGACAUGUGAAAACAAUGGGUGUUGCACAUAUUUUUAGGUAAAACUGACCCGUAACAAAGAGAAUAUGCUAAAAGAAUUUGGAAAUGGUGCAUACUGACUCAGAGGGCAAAAGGGCAGAACGCUGUCAUUUGAAUUGUAUCUUUGAGGUUGGUCAAACAAGCUUGUAAGGAGAAUUCCAUGAAUAACAUGAUUUGGGCGGUACUGAUUUAUAUAGGUUUACACUGUCGAAGUGUCAUUUGAUGUCAGAUUCUUCUCACAGGUAAAUCUCACAGCCACAGACCCUAACUGGUAAGUUUCACAAGCAAUCAUUGCCACACUUACCUUCUCCCCAAACUGCUUAUGGCUGCAUUUUACUCGGUUAGUGCUGAGUUUCCAAAAUCAAAGAUUUGACCUUUGGAAGGAAUGGAAAAAAAUUAUUUGUGAAGCUUUGAGGAAAAGAAUAAUUUUAGUAUUUCUUUUUGAAGUGUUUCAUUUUGGAAGAUCACCAAUUAUAAUGCAUAACAAUAUGUUUGAGGAUAGAUUAUUCUAAAGAUCUCCAUGAUAGCUUACCACUGUUGAAAAAGAUGGUAAUUUAUAGAACUUUGUUAGUGAGAGCAUUGAGCUUUCUAAAAUACAGCCUCUGUUUAGAGUUUCCUGAUUUAAAUAGACUGACACCCCUUAUCUUUAUAAAACUGGAAUUGGAAUAUGAUUUCUCAAAAAAUGAAUUUGGUAAUUUCAGCUAUAAUACACAUAUGUGUUAUAAGGAUGCUGAGAAUAUCCUUUUAUGGGUAACUAAAUUUGGGGUUAUGUGGAUAUUUUCUAUUAUUUAGUUUAUAUCAUUUCCCCCUCUCACCCCCAAGAAAAAACAGUUGUUUUUCCUCUCAGAAGUGUUUAGGCAUCAAUGCAAGUGAGUUUCAGUUCUGCUACAUGGAAUAUUUGAUUUUUUUUUGAAAGAACACAGCUGACUGUGAGAGUUUGACUAAUACUCUUCAUCUUUCGGUUUGGAUGAUGAUAAUUUGGCUGACCACAUCUAGUUUGCAUCUAGUUUGAUAUUUGAUGAUCUGAAGAAUAUUUCACAGUGGCGGGAAAUGCUCAACGCUCAUAAGACGCCGCAAGUUGUUAUUAGCCUGACAGUGUUUGAUGCAAGGAAAAGAGGUCUAUAGGACAUAGCCCUUGCAAAUCUGUCUUUAUUACACAAAACUGUAACUGAAUCAGCUGUUUCCCUAUUGAUUCUCUGUCAUGUACCAGGUCUAAAAAAUUGAGGAGUUUCUCUUGUCUUCAGCGUACCAUUGGAUUUUAUUUCUUAAUUUCAAAUGAGUAGUAAAAUAUUUGUAAUGCUGUUCUUUAACCCACCUAAAUUUCUAAAGAGAAACCUGCUUGUAUUGUUGUUCUGAAGCUUAAAAGCUUACAUGUAGAUCACCUACACGCCCCUCAGCCUAAAACCACUGCAAGUGUAGAUGUUUUCCCCUUACGUUGUUGUCUGCUCUCGGAGAAAUAAGUAUGAGGGAGUUUCACUGUAGUUGAAUAAAAUUUGCUUGUGGCCUUUAUUUUGAUGGCUCUGUUAGGAUUCUGUGGGUGCUAAAUUGAUAAUGCCUUUACGGCAUUGCAUUUUUGUCUAAAAUGGAAAAUUUGGCAGAUUUGAGAAUAAAAUACAAUUGAGUAUGCAACCAUGUGAAGAAUAAAUUUUAUUUUGGAAUCUGCUGACCUUAAUAUUUUCAUCAUACUUUCUAGAAGUACUUUGCUCUGAGUACCUUGAUAGGAAUUGGAAUGUACCACAAAAGAUGAUUAUUUUGAUUGAGUUCAGAUGUUAAAGAAUAUUAGUCAUCCAAGAGGUCCCUUUUCUGUUUUUCUAAUAGUGUUCAAAGACAUGAACCCACUUACAGGUAAUUUUUAUCUACUUUAACUUGUUUUAUCAUUAUUUUUAAGAGUUAGGAAGGAACGUCAGAAGGAAGGAAGGAACGUCGCUCAGUCGUGUCUGACUCUUUGUGACCCCGUGGACUGUAGCCUCCAGGCUCCUCUGUCCAUGGGAUUUUCCAGGCAGUAGUACUGGAGUGGAUUGCCAUUUCCUUCUCCAGCGGAUCUUCCUGACCCAGGGAUCGAACCCAGGUCUCCCCAUUGUAGACAGAUGCUUUACCGUCUGAGCCAUAAUAAGGCUCAGAGUUAAACCUUGAACAAAUAAAAUUACCUGCUUUAGUUUAGUGGGAUGACUAUUUCUGAUUGUAUUGUCGUCUUCUCUUCAGGCUAGCUCAGUUCUUCACUCUCUUCUGUUUUCUGGUUGCAUUUGAAGCAAUUGAUACACCUAUGGCCGUGAAGUUAGGGAGUGGGCUGAAUUAUCCCAUUGUAAUUAAGAAAGAGCUUUCUCCAAACAGAAUAUUCCUAGGUGUUUAAAUCCUAAAACUAACAGAUAAACUUUUAAUGUAACUUGUUAGAUCACCCAGACUAACUUGCUGAAAUCUUUCGUUUUGUCCCGUAAGAUCAGUGCUUAACAUGCAGUCUCUACUCCUGUGUUCGGGUCAGCCAGUCCAGUUUGCUCUUCUAUUUAGUCUCACGGUAGCAGCUGUUGGGUCACUGCAGUCAGAGGUUGGGGAGGAGGUGAGGAGAAAGUGCUCUUGUUCAGUGUUUUGGUUCCUGUAAAAGGAUGCUGCCUAACCCAACUCAUCUCUGUGUCCUGUUGACUUUAUUAUUAUUCCACAUCAUUGAAAGAAAACAUAAUGGAUGGGCGUCAUUAACACCAGCUCAAAAAUACAUUCUUGUCAGUAAAGAUUUCUUGUCAAGAUGUCUUGGAUUGCACUUUUGUUGAGAGAAGACAGUGUAAAUAGUUAAAGAAUGUUGAUAAAGUUGAAACAUUUGGAAUUGUGUGGUGUUAGAAGGUUUCUGUUUGUGAAAUGUAUGUAUUAAAAAUAAUAAAAUUUCAGA
This is a messenger RNA of Budorcas taxicolor (takin), 5143 nucleotides long. RefSeq names its product hdc homolog, cell cycle regulator (gene HECA). The record is from RefSeq and is a predicted model, not a curated record. The coding region runs from base 1 to 1641 and encodes 546 amino acids. The transcript is spliced from 4 exons. NCBI's taxonomy places the organism in Eukaryota, Metazoa, Chordata, Mammalia, Artiodactyla, Bovidae.